Phoenix dactylifera (date palm) is the source of this 1524-nucleotide messenger RNA. Lineage: Eukaryota; Viridiplantae; Streptophyta; Magnoliopsida; Arecales; Arecaceae. The record is from RefSeq and is a predicted model, not a curated record.
GCAGGGCUAUAAGAACGGAAGCGGCGCCCGUUCGAUAUUUUGACCGCUUGUCUCUUUGAUUGGCCGAAGCUCGACGAAUCUCCGAGCCCUCAAUUCAGUUCUCCGUCGCAGCAGAGCCCCUGGAAUCCUUUGACUUUUGAUACCUCCGGAGCUCCCAAUUCCAAUGAUUUCUGUGGUUUCUCGAUCCGGAUAGUUGUAAGAGAAUCUCGAGCAAUAAAGGCAGUUUCUUGUUGGCUACUCUUGUUCUUGUAGUAAAUGCAGAGGGAUUAAUGAAUCUCUCCUCAUACUUCUAGCCAGGCUCAGCUCACAACAAUCCACUAGCUUGUGACCAGCCAUUAGAGUUAACUGGCAACAAUAUGGGCCCAGGCAGCGGAGGGACCGACCCAAAUAACCCUAAUCUGGCCUCAAGGCAGCGGUUGCGAUGGACACAUGAACUUCAUGAACGCUUUGUUGAUGCUGUAACGCAACUUGGUGGACCUGACAGAGCCACUCCCAAAGGUGUACUCAGAAUAAUGGGAGUACAAGGGUUAACCAUAUACCAUGUGAAAAGUCAUUUGCAGAAAUAUCGGCUUGCAAAAUAUGUUCCUGAAUCUUCAUCUGAUGGUUCAAAGGGUGAAAAGAAAGAUCCUGGGGACCUACUUUCAGGCCUUGAAAACUCCUCAGGGAUGCAAAUUACUGAAGCACUUAAGUUGCAGAUGGAGGUGCAAAAACGGCUGCACGAACAACUAGAGGUACAAAGGCAGUUGCAGCUGAGGAUAGAAGCCCAAGGGAAGUAUCUGAAGAAGAUCAUUGAAGAACAACAGCGGCUCAAUGGCGUGCUGGCAGAAACACAAGGUGUGAGCAUUCCUGCCCCCAUCUCAGGUGACCACUGCCAAGACUCCGACAAGACUGACCCCUCAACCCCUGCCCCAACCUCAGAGUCCCCACGUCAAGACAAGGCCGCUAGUGGGGACCAUGGAGGCACAGGCGGGCUCUUCAAGAGCCUCUCCCGUGAUGAUUCCUUCUCUUCCCGCCGUGAGCCUCUGACGCCUGACUCCAGCUGCCGUGCUGGCUCUCCGGAGAGCCCGAAGCCUGAGAGGCGAAUCAAGAGGCAGCGGGGAGCCGGUGACCCAGGGAAUGGGAAGAUGGAGCUGGUGUUUGCUCAUCAUAUACUUGAGUCAAGUUCAGGCUCAGAUUUCCAGCAACCAUGCCCGAUUUUCCCAGCUGGUGGAGGGCAUUUUCAUUCCUCCGGCACUUCAAUCUGCGAUGAUGAUAGGUUGGAGAAUGGAUCUGGAAGUGAUAUGUGAUCAAAUUAAUGCAGUGCUUGUUCUUAAAUGGUGGCUUCUUAAUAUUGCCCGGAGAAAUAUUGUCAGCAAGAGUAGGUAUUAUGAUUACAACAUGAUACUUGUACCUGUAACGUUUCAACCAUUCCCACUUCAUGUGAUGCCUGCACUUAUUGAUAAGUCAUGAAAGAAGAGACAUGCCUAUUCUAUUGCACAAUCAAAUGAAGAAACCAAGUAUUUGUGAUUUGAAAAUCAAAAUAUA